AAACGGCAUAAGGAACAAACACACGGGGUGUUGUGGUUGUGGAUUUUUGAGGAAACUUUGACCGAACGUGUGGCGCUGGGUGCGUGAUGUGCUUUCUUAGUUCUCACAGUUUGCGAUUUCGCUUUGAAAGCACAACCGUUCGAUAUAUUAUUGCAAUGGUCAGCGUCAAUCGCGGCGGUGGGAAGAACAAGAAAAGAAGAAACCACGCAGAGACGAGAGUACUAAAACGCAACAAUGCCCUCCUCUAAAUCCAGCCUCGUGACCGGCGGUGCGGAGCACGCCACACAGCAGGUCAACCUUCACGCAACGGCAGAGAGAACAAACCGCCACCAUGAUCCGGCGGGCAACGGGAUCAACGCAGUCGGCACCAUAUGCACUGCAAAAGUAUCAUGCUCGUAGUAAUUACAGUGAUCAUGCAUGAUAAAUCCUCGACAUUAGGUAAUAAAUCGGCAUUUACAAAUUCCACUUCUCUUCUGUAGGAAAAUUUGUCAUGCAGUUUAUAACUAGUACUAGCACGAUGCAGCUUUAUUUGCAAUGCAUAUAACAGCAAUCCACUGGAGAAAUUAGUCCGGAUCGCGUGGGACGCAAUCGAGAAGGAGGAUCUCGUGCACGCCAAAGUGGCCUUGUACGACGAUGACAGCCGGCAUCAUGGUAGCUCCUCCAGUAGCUCAUCAAAUUGUAUUACAAGUUCAUUCGCUGCAUCAAAAACAAAAAGCCCUGGUGGAGGCACGUCAGCUACACCUUUCACGACAAGCGCAGCAGCAUCUUCGGGGGGUUAUUUUGGCACCACGAGCCGCACCAACUCAUCUAGCAGUCUGCUUCAGGUAGCGGCAAAUGAAGUUAUGGGAAAGAACAAAGUGAAUAGUAGUGGAGCUGCCCCUUCUCUGUCCAACAUCACGUCGAGUUCUUCUUUUAUCCGGUACGACCUGAAUAGCAAGGUCGCCGCGUUAACCGCGUCGGUGUUGUACUGUUUGCACUGCUUCUUCGACGUGGAGUAUGCGAAAAAUGCGGAGCCGCCGAAAUUGUUCGCCUUUUCCUGGGAGGAGCAUGAGGUAUAGAUAAAGUUGACUCACAAGUAGCAGCAUGUGUGCUGAUCCAUUUUUACAUCCGACCUGCCUCAGCAAUACGAAAUAUCGUACUGUUGCUGCUUCUCCAACAGAACCGUACAAGAUCAAAAUUUCAUGAUGACACGGAAUUACAAAUUAGUCUUUCGCACUGAUGGCGUUGUCACGACAACAUCGGCGGAAAGACAAAUUCCCAUAUUUUUGUCUGAUUGAAGUUCUUUAAUAGGCAUCCACAUACAUUCAGAUCUGCACAAACCUGGAAGCUUUAUUUGAUUGUUGGUUUUUGUCGUGCAAGAUCUCAAAAUGUGGAGAAGUUUGUGAUGCAGAAUCGUGAAGAUCAUGAAUAGCUUCGACCUGAUUCUGUAAAACAAUCCGCUUUCCAGGUCCUCCUCGACCUACCACUCGAGCAGCUGCAGCAGAAACUCAGCAGCAACAGAAACACGGCAGAAGAAAACGAACUUUUGCUGGAAAAAAUCGAGGCGGAAUUUCUGCGCUUACACGACUUCUGGCAAACGCGAAGCGGUGAAGAAAUGCUCCGAAAUUCUGUUCCCGCACUUCCGGUCUUCGUGCCGAAGUUGCGGCAGUUGCUGCGGGCCAAGGUGGCAAGGCUGAAGACGGAGCUGGCUGUUGAGUCUGGUGUAGGAGAGUCGUGGAGUUGAGGUUUUAGACCUUCCUACAACUUCGUUGAUGUUUCUCCGCAUGAUCUGUAGAGCUACGUGCCACAACUUCAAAAAUGUCAUUCUGGUUUCGUUUCGCAGUUCGCUUGAUAUACGAGAAGCAAUAUAGUAACCGUCGGGGCUCGUUUGCUCGUGUAAGAUUUGAACAUUUUGAAAACUGGUGCACCGAUGGCCAUUUCUUCGAUACGCUGAAGCUGUGCUCCUUCCACAAGAACCUCAAGCAAUUUAAUACCAGUACUACGAAUUCGUCGAACAUAAACAUGUGUCGUGGGUCGUAGCAGAGCUAU
Amoebophrya sp. A120 is the source of this 2028-nucleotide messenger RNA. Lineage: Eukaryota; Dinophyceae; Syndiniales; Amoebophryaceae. The record is from the annotation of a GenBank genome assembly.